AGACGCUUCUUGCACCGCAGGACGUUUUGCUCACCUUCCCCCGGAGCAGCUUGCCAGGCUUGAGGAGGAGGUCAAGGCAGCAGCUUCAGAUGCCGAUAAAGCAAGUGAGCUCGAAGAAUUUCUAAGGGCUGUCCGUGAAGAAGAAGCAAAAUCAAAAGAGGACGGGGAAGUUUUACAGGGAAGAGAUCACCUUGGUGGGCAUGAGCAAGGAGCCGAGGGGGUUGAUGUCCGAGGCUUAGAAGAAGGCAAGCUAUUUGAACCCAGGCAAGAACCCUUUGUACCACCACCAAUUGAGGAAGUGAUUCCUCCUCCACCAGAAUUUCCUGCAGAUCCUUGGCAAGCUUUCCUAGACUACAUGGCGGCCACGGAAGGACAGGAGUCCCAGGUGAAGAUGGGCCUGGAGGGCCAUGUCAUCGAGAGGGGCAUGCACAAGGGCAAGGGUGUCGCCGUCUUCACUAGUGGAGGCGACUCCCAGGGCAUGAACGCUGCUGUCCGUGCUGUAGUUCGCAUGGGCCUGUAUGUUGGUGCUCGGGUAUUCUUCAUCAAGGAGGGUUACCAGGGCAUGGUAGAUGGUGGUGAUCACAUUGUAGAAGCAACUUGGUCCAGCGUCUCGGGCAUCAUCCAUAAGGGUGGCACAGUCAUCGGCUCAGCCCGUUGCAAAGACUUCCGCGACCGCGAAGGGCGCAUGAAGGCUGCCAAGAACCUGAUCAAGCGAGGUAUCACAAACCUGGUGGUAAUUGGUGGUGAUGGCUCACUCACUGGUGCCAACCUCUUCAAGCAGGAUUGGGCAGCACUUCUCCAGCUGCUGCUUAAGAAGGGUGAGAUCACAGAGGAGGAGAAGGCCAAGCACACCCAUCUGAACAUCGUGGGUAUGGUGGGUUCCAUCGACAAUGACUUCUGCGGCACAGACAUGACCAUCGGCACUGACUCGGCUCUCCAUAGGAUCAUUGAGGCCGUGGAUGCCAUUGCCUCAACUGCCUACUCCCACCAGCGCUGUUUCAUCCUGGAAGUCAUGGGCAGGCACUGUGGGUAUUUGGCCCUUGUUGCUGCUCUGACCUCCGAGGCUGAUUACGUUUUCAUUCCUGAAAAUCCUCCUCCAGAAAACUGGCAGGAGAAGAUCUGUAGCAAGCUGCAGCAGGAACGGUCAAUGGGUCAGCGCUUGAACAUCAUUUUGGUCGCAGAAGGAGCUAUUGAUCAGCAGGGCGAGCCCAUUACAGCAGAAGGAGUGAAGAAGGUUAUUGUUGACCAGCUUGGUUUUGACACUCGCAUCACCGUGUUGGGUCAUGUCCAGCGCGGUGGUUCACCUUCUGCCUUUGAUCGUCUUUUGGGUUGUCGUAUGGGUGCUGAAGCUGUUCUGGCCCUCAUGGAAGCCACCUCAGACACAGAACCUUGUGUCAUCUCCCUGGACGGCAACCAGGCUGUUCGUGUUCCUCUGAUGGCUUGUGUGCUGAAGACCCAGGCUGUUGCUCGAGCUAUGCAGGACCGCAACUGGGAACAGGCUGUGCAAAUGCGUGGCAGGAGCUUCGCCAGGAACCUCGAGACCUACAAGAUGCUGACGAGGCUGAGGCCCCCCAAGCCUCUGGAGGGAAAGGCGGGACUUGUACGGCAAAACACUAUAUGGGACAGAGAUGAACUCUUGGGAGGCUUCAACUUGGGCAUCAUGCACAUUGGUGCCCCCGCCUGUGGCAUGAACGCAGCUGUGAGGUCCUUCGUGCGUAACAGCAUCUACCGCGGAGACACCGUUUAUGGUAUUCAUGAUGGUAUUGACGGCCUCGUCGAGGGUAAUAUCCAGGAAAUGACAUGGUCUGAAGUGACUGGCUGGGUUGGCCAGGGAGGUGCUUUCUUGGGUACUAAGCGCACGUUGCCUGAUAAGUACCUUGACCAGAUUGCUGCACGCUUCAGGGAGUAUAAGAUGCACUCCAUCCUGAUUGUGGGUGGCUUCGAGGCCUACCAUGCACUGCUCCAGAUGUACGAGGCCCGUGGAAAGUACCCCGAGUUCUGCAUCCCAAUGGUUGUCAUCCCGGCCACCAUCAGCAACAACGUCCCUGGCAGUGACUUCAGCUUGGGAUGCGAUACCUCCCUCAAUGAGAUUGUCGAGAUUUGUGACCGUAUCAGGCAGUCAGCUCAAGGUACCAAACGUCGUGUGUUUGUCGUUGAAACCAUGGGUGGAUAUUGUGGCUAUUUGGCAACACUUGCAGGUUUGGCUGGUGGAGCAGAUGCUGCUUACAUCUAUGAAGAAUCAUUUGGCAUUCAGGAAUUGCAACUGGACGUUUAUCACAUGGCAGCCAAAAUGGCUGAGGGAGUCCAGCGUGGCCUGGUUCUCCGCAAUGAAAAUGCCAAUGAGAAUUAUACCACAGACUUUAUUUUCCGUCUGUAUUCUGAGGAAGGAAAGGGUAUCUUCAGCUGUAGGAAAAAUGUGCUGGGUCACAUGCAACAGGGUGGCUCUCCAUCUGUGUUUGAUCGUAAUAUGGGCACCAAGAUGGCUGCCAAGGCUGUUAAUUGGAUGACUGAGGUGAUGCUUAAGUAUCGUCGUCAAGAUGGAUCUGUUUUCUGUGACGAGGCUUCGACAGCAGUAUUACUCGGUCUGCAGAAGAGAGUAUAUCAGUUCCAGCCCGUGGCAGAGCUCAAACGCCAGACAGACUGGGACCGUCGCAUUCCCACAAACGAAUGGUGGCUGAAGCUGCGUCCUCUCCUCCGAAUUUUGGCCAAGCAUGAUGCUGCCUACCACGAGGAGGGCAUCAAUGUGAAGGAAGUUGAAGAAGCACUUGACUAAGGUGUCGCGAAUAACCUCAGUGUACAGAUACCUAUGGUUACAUCUUCGAGUAUUUAUUAAUUUUCUGGUGAAUUCUGAUGCUGAUGGAGAUGAUGUGAAGUUAUUAUUAUUGUUUUGUUUAAAGAUAAAAAUUUUAUAUUUAUUAUUUAUGCAAUCAGUGAUAGCGGGAGAAAUUAUGUAUAAA
This is a messenger RNA of Penaeus monodon (black tiger shrimp), 2957 nucleotides long. It is a transcript of the gene Pfk, whose product is annotated as ATP-dependent 6-phosphofructokinase-like. The coding region runs from base 356 to 2773 and encodes 805 amino acids. Gene Ontology annotation, molecular function: monosaccharide binding; ATP binding; AMP binding. Lineage: Eukaryota; Metazoa; Arthropoda; Malacostraca; Decapoda; Penaeidae. The transcript has 21 exons. Gene Ontology annotation, cellular component: cytoplasm; 6-phosphofructokinase complex. Gene Ontology annotation, biological process: fructose 6-phosphate metabolic process; canonical glycolysis; fructose 1,6-bisphosphate metabolic process. The record is from RefSeq and is a predicted model, not a curated record.